AUGUCAGAAGCCCCUGCAGAUGCCUGCGCCGAAGCCCUCCUGACCAGCUGGAUCAGCUGCUUCAGAGUGCCCAACAAUGUCACGAUGGACCAAGGACCCGCCUUUAUGUCAGAGUUCUGGUCUUCCCUGGCAUGCCUGAUAGGGACCAAGCACUAUACUAUAAAGUUCUACAAUCCUGCAACCAAUGGCAUAGUGGAAAGGGUCCACCAUUCCCUCAAGGCUUCCUUAGUGGCAUGCUGUCAGGGCCCAGGUUGGAAGGCACAGCUUCCCUGGGUCCUCCUUGGUCUCCGUACCACCCCAAGAGCCAACAGCAGCCCUUCCCCAGCAGAGAACAUGUACGGGGAGACCCUGACAGUGCCAGGCGAAUUCUUCCCCACCAACAGCACCGAUCCUGAUAUUCCCCUGGCUAGGGGAACAGCCCAGAUGUUCGUUCCUUGCCGAGAGACGUACAUCAACAGGACGAAGCAGGUCUGCCUGUGA
Molecule: messenger RNA, 480 nt
Organism: Macrobrachium nipponense
Lineage: Eukaryota; Metazoa; Arthropoda; Malacostraca; Decapoda; Palaemonidae
Exons: 1
Coding region: 1-480 (159 amino acids)
Biological process (GO): DNA integration
Molecular function (GO): nucleic acid binding
Source: RefSeq, a predicted model, not a curated record